Molecule: messenger RNA, 2059 nt
Organism: Melampsora larici-populina 98AG31
Lineage: Eukaryota; Fungi; Basidiomycota; Pucciniomycetes; Pucciniales; Melampsoraceae
Exons: 7
Coding region: 1-1647 (548 amino acids)
Source: RefSeq, a predicted model, not a curated record
AUGUUGGCUGAUAAGACUGUCACUGAGACUGUCACUGAGACUGUCACUGAUAGCACUCUGAGUAUCUCUCAUCAUCAUCGAUCACUUCAACUUCAACAAUCACAAUUCAUCAAAAUGACCGAACACCAAUCCAAACCAUUAUCAUCAAGAGAAGAUGUAUUAUCAUUCCUCGACGAUCUAGACUCAUUCACUCCAACCUCUAAGUCCCAAACCCAAACUCAAACCAACCCAGGAACGAGCAAUCCAGGACUCACCAAUCCCUCAAGUCCAAAUCCCAGUCAAAACCUAAACCUCAACCCAAACCAUCCUACAAGUUCAAGUUCUAAAACAGAAGAUGCACAAAGUGUAUUAGAUUUCUUAGAUGAAAUCACCCAACGUUCUUCUACUCCAACGGCUAGUCUUCAAACCAAGAAACUAACCACCACUCAUCCUCAUCCACUUUCACGAAAACCAUCAAGUUCUUCAUUAACUUCACCCCCACCAAACUCAUCCCAACCCCGUAAAUCAACCGAAUCCAAUCGACCUCUUCCCACUGAAACUGGAUCUGGAUCUGGAGUAGUAAGUAGUGGUGGUGGUUGGGGAUGGGGAUCGGUAUUGAAACAAGCUACUUCAAAUGUCUUGAAUCAAGCUAUCAAUGCGGCUGGGCAAGUUCAAUCGGUGGUAGUAGAUCCUUCUAAAUCUUCGGAUUUGGUUAAACAUUUUAAUGAUAAUCUACAACACCAAUUAAAUGGUCAAACCGAAACAGCAAGGAAAUGGAAAGAAGGGAUGAUGGGAUAUGUGAAAGCAAGUGGGAUUGAUCAAUUAAGUAAAGAUUUACAAGCUACUGGUUUGAAAUCUUUAACAGAGAUUAUGAAUACGGUGGUACCACCUAUUUCAGAACAUGAAAUCAUUGAAGUUCAAUUAUCAUAUGAUAUGAUAGGAUAUGAUGGAAUCGAAACACUUGUUUAUAAAUCAUUAUCAAAGAUUAUGGAACAAGUAGAUGGUGGCGAUUUAGUUUUGAAUAAAGGAGAAGAAGAAAAACCAAAGGAAAGAAAUUCAGAUGAACCCGAAAGAGAUUUACAAGCGGUUUAUGGGAUGACCGAAGGUUAUAAAUUAGCUCUGGCGAAUUUAGAACAAAUGAUUAAAAGAAAAACUCAAACUGAUUUAUUAAAGUCAAAACCCGAAGAAUCCGAACCUAUUAGCUCAGAUUUACCGAUCACCAAAUCAUCCGUUUAUAUACGAAUCCAACCUAUCCUUUCACGUUUACCAGGUUUAAGUCCUUCUUCAUCAAGUAUGACUACCAAUCCAUCUAAUCAAAUUCAAGAUGGUGCAAAAGGUAUCGGUGUGAUGGAAGAAGAUCAUUUGUUCUUUUUGAUCUUGCUAAGAGACUUAAAUCAUUCCAUGGAUCAUGCUACUUUGUGUCAAUCUAUGCCGGCGGUUUGGCUUCAGAUCCCAUUUGAAGAAAAUGAAUGGGUUGAAGAAGUUAUGGUUGAAGUUCUUCGUAGAGGUAUAGAAGUGAUUGGACAACAAUAUGUGAAUGGUAGAUUAAGUGGUAGAUCAGUCAAGAAUUCAAAUCCACCGAUUGAAGAGAAAGAGAAAGAGAAAAAUGAAUCAUUAGAGAAUGAAAAGAAUGAUCAAAUUGGAUUACAAGCCUCUACGAGUUCAUGAAUGAAAAAUGAAGAUUUUUGUGAAGGUCUGGUACAUACAUAUAUUGGUAGGCUGGUUGUUUUUUGGUUGUUUUUUGGUUCUCUCUGUGUGUGUGUGGGUGUUUUCCUCGUAGGUGAUGAGGUACAUAUUGAGAAAUGAAGUAGUAGUUUAAGAUAUAUUUAAGUAAGAAUCAAAACUUAGGGAUAAAUGGAUCAGGUUGUAUUAUUAGUGUUUUUUUCUCUUCAUCAUUUUAAUGUAUGUACUUAAUCAUUUUACUUUUUACUUUUUAUUGAGCUUCUUACGUAGAUAUUAAGACUACUUUGUUAUUUUGUUCUUUUUUGUGAGUAAACAGAUUUGGAGAUUAUAUUCUUAGUGGUUUGAAGUUCACUGUUUUGUUUUGGAGUGAUUGUUAAUUGAUCUGAUAAGCUUAUGA